UAUCCCAAAGCUUCUUUUUAUAAAUGAAUGCAAACCAUUUCACUUCUUCCCACAUCCUUCGUUCCCUCCCCUCUUCAUUUCCCAAACCAGCAAACAGAAACAUGACCUUAACGUUACGCUCUUCUACUUCUUUCUUUAAUCUAAAAGAAACCAAAAGCUUAACCAAAACUCCUGAUGACUUCUUAGGCACCAUUUGCUUUGCUCAAACGAAGCCUUCAUGCCGUCUCCGAGCAAAGAAUUCCAUGUCGAUGCAGGAUGCACAGCUCUCAUCGCAUGGGAAAGUCUCAAUCGGGGAAGGGAGGAAUAGUGAGAAUAGGGAGAAAUUACAUGGUCUAACAAUUUCUCAUAAUGAGAAUGACUCUAGGGUGCCUGUUUUUGUGAUGUUGCCACUUGACACAAUCACCCUAGGAGGUAACUUGAAUAAGCAACGGGCGAUGAAUGCCAGUUUGAUGGCGUUAAAGAGCGCAGGCGUGGAAGGAGUCAUGGUGGAUGCUUGGUGGGGUUUGGUGGAGAAAGAUGGACCUUUAAAGUACAACUGGGAAGGGUAUGCUGAGCUUGUGCAAAUGGUCGAAAAGCAUGGUCUAAAGCUCCAAGUGGUUAUGUCUUUUCAUCAGUGCGGAGGGAAUGUUGGAGACUCUUGCAGCAUUCCGCUACCUCCAUGGGUGCUAGAAGAAAUCAGCAAGAACCCGGACCUUGUCUACACUGAGAGGUCAGGGCGGAGGAACCCUGAAUACAUUUCCUUGGGCUGUGACUCGAUCCCUGUUCUCAGGGGAAGAACACCUAUUCAGGCUUACACAGAUUACAUGAGGAGCUUCCGCGAGAGGUUCAGAGAUUACUUGGGUCGAGUUAUUGUGGAAAUUCAAGUGGGGAUGGGACCUUGCGGGGAGCUGAGAUACCCAGCUUAUCCAGAGAGCAAUGGGACAUGGAAGUUUCCUGGAAUUGGAGAGUUUCAGUGCUACGACAAGUAUAUGAGAGCUUCGCUUGAAGCAGCGGCCGAAGCCAUCGGGAAGAAAGACUGGGGAAAAGGCGGUCCACAUGAUUCUGGCCACUACAAGCAAUUUCCUGAAGAAACUGGGUUUUUCCGAAGGGAUGGAACAUGGAACACAGAGUAUGGACAGUUCUUCCUGGAGUGGUACUCUGGGAAGCUACUGGAGCAUGGAGAUAGAAUACUUGCAGCAGCGAAAGGAAUAUUCCACGGAACCGGUGCAAUACUGUCUGGUAAGAUAGCCGGAAUUCACUGGCAUUACAGAACAAGGUCUCACGCCGCAGAGCUGACAGCAGGGUACUACAACACUAGACAUCGAGACGGUUACCUCCCAAUAGCACAAAUGUUGAGUAAACAUGGAGUUGUUUUCAAUUUCACAUGCAUGGAAAUGAGAGACGGGGAACAACCUGAUCAAGCAAACUGCUCACCGGAGGGAUUGGUUCGGCAAGUAAAGAUGGCAACAAGGACGGCCGGAGUUGAACUCGCUGGAGAAAAUGCACUGGAAAGGUAUGAUGCCGGUGCAUAUUCACAAGUUUUGGCAACGAGUAGAUCAGAUUCUGGCAACGGAUUGAGUGCAUUUACAUAUCUAAGAAUGAACAAAAGGCUGUUCGAAGGGGGCAACUGGCGGCACUUGGUGGAAUUUGUGAAGAACAUGUCAGAAGGAGGUCGGAAAAUUUCAGAGUGCGACUCCCGGGGGACAAACCUUUACAUUGGGUUUAUCAGAGAGAAGAAUGUCGAGAAAAUGAAGGAGGCUGCUCCUGUAUAGAAACUAUCUACAAAGUCCUGGAUAACAGUAUAUAGUUUUUAGUGUAAUAUAAGCUAGAAAAACAAAGCAAAAAGACUAUAGUUCAUAUACACCAUAAUUUUAAAUAUCAUAUGCCAAAGUAGCAGAUGGGUAAAACCAAAAAUAAAAAGAUUGCAUCUCCACAAAAUAUUUGGAGAUUAAUUUCAUUCAAUCUUAGGCCAAGAUCAUUUUCUUUUUAUUCCAAUUUUUUUGGUCACACUUUGAAGAUUGAAUCGGUCCAAUUAAUUUUCCAGUGUAUCAUUGUAAUCAAUGCAAAAGGGCUCUCAAACUGUUAUGAAUGUUUA
This is a messenger RNA of Theobroma cacao (cacao), 2074 nucleotides long. RefSeq names its product chloroplast beta-amylase (gene CT-BMY). Gene Ontology annotation, molecular function: beta-amylase activity. Lineage: Eukaryota; Viridiplantae; Streptophyta; Magnoliopsida; Malvales; Malvaceae. The record is from RefSeq and is a predicted model, not a curated record. Gene Ontology annotation, biological process: polysaccharide catabolic process.